AUGCCGAUCUCAACGUUGGGACGAUACUCACGAAAACCCGUCCAUUCGAGCCGAGCUAUUCGCACUCGGCUCCACCAUCUACGAAAUCUGGACGACCACAAGGCCUUUCAAGACGACCCCAACGACAUGGUCGAGGAGAAAUACAAAUGCCAGCGCUUUCCGGACGUCGAAGCCAGUCCAGUAGCCGGCAUCAUCAAAGGGUGCUGGUAUGGAACUUAUGGUUCUGCAGAUGAGGUUGUCACCGCCCUCAAAUCACUCCAGACCGAACGAACGGUGGCCCUCAACUUCACCAAUGUCAACAAGUGGACAAUAUUUGUUAAUUCGCCUGCGUCGUCACAGCCUGCACUCUCGCACUAUGGCUUAAGCCACAUGCAGCUGUAA
Messenger RNA from Fonsecaea monophora, 381 nucleotides. RefSeq lists its product as hypothetical. Bases 1 to 381 code for a protein of 126 amino acids. The record is from RefSeq and is a predicted model, not a curated record. The transcript has a single exon. Lineage: Eukaryota; Fungi; Ascomycota; Eurotiomycetes; Chaetothyriales; Herpotrichiellaceae.